UCGGGCCUCACCUCGUGAACCGCUUCUGGCCACACUGCAGACUGCAGCCAACGUGACCUUGCUGAAAGCUUCCUGCAUAGCGUUGCUCCCUUUCCAGUUGACUGGCUGUCAUUCCCUGCCUCCUUUCGCCGGCCGGUACCUCCGGGUUUCCGGGACCCCCACGUCAUCAACUCAUCAUCACCCCGACGCACUCCUACGACUACGGGGCCUGAGCUGCCUUCAACGCGGCCAUGGGUUCGUCCACGGCCGAAAGUGCUCCUGACGAUCAAGUUUCCCCUGUGUACGACAAUACCGGCAGCGGCGACGAAGGGAAGGUCACGGACCUACAAGAACCAGAUGCUCCGACAACGGAGAAAGUCGCUUGUGAUAGAUGUCGACGACGCAAGAUCAAAUGCGAUCGGAUCCAUCCUUGCAGUCAAUGCAUUCGAGCACAGUCACGAUGUUUGUACCCAAUAGCGCAGAAGCGGCCGAAGCGCCAAAGGGUCUUGAUAUCCAGCAUGUACGAGAGCAGGAUCGAGCACAUCUCACAAAAGAUCGAUGACCUCGCCCGAUUAAUGGAAGGAUCAAACAACCCAAUCGAAAAAGGCCAAUCACAUUCCGGGAGAAAUCGCAAUGAGACCUAUCCGGUGGAGAAUACCAGACGUUCUCGACCUACGGCAGCAGAGCAUCAAGGCAUUGACAACUCCUUAUUUUCCUAUGCCAUCUCGGCCACAAAGUUUGUUGAGGAAGCUGUCAAGUUCGAUGGUGGCGAGCGAGCUUCGAGUACUGUUCUCGAGAUGAGGGCGGCACUCGAUACUCUUCAGGCUGUUGUGGACUCGCAAAAGCGACGGAAUGUUGCAGAUGAAGAUGGCCCGCCAUUUCCAGGAACUCUUCCACUCGGCUCAACCACGAGAGAUCUGCCCGUUCCUCCAAUUGACAAGGUCAUGGCGUGCCUGAGAAUGGCCCAAGACCACGCCCCUGUCCCAAUGUCCUGGCUUGGGGAGCUGAAAUCUUUCGGCGACUUCACACUUUGUUUGACCAAGAUCUGCUCUCCCGGCCCUGUCACAGAUUCGGAGCUCAUCAUCGCGUACAUGGGUCUUUACUGGCUGUUUGGGGAGUGUGCCGCCAUGACCUCGAAUGAGGCCAAACAGGACCUGAAUAGACAAGCUGAGAUAUGCCAAAGCAGUCUCGAGGUGGUACUUUCGAGCUUGGGAUUCCAUAUCCCAACAACAAUCGACUAUGUUCUGGCUAUGUACCUGGCGACUCUUUACUGCUUUCAAAAGAAUAAAAUAUUUGCUUGCUGGACCUUCAUCUCGAAAGCAUCACUCCAUGCUCAAGCACUCGGAUUGCACAGUAGUGCAUCUAUGACCGGCGACACAAUCGAGGAGCGGCACCGAAAGACUCGGCUGUUCUGGUCCAUCUACUCCCUUGAAAGGGGCGUGUCACUCCGUCUGGCACGGCCAUCGACAAUUCGAGACCACGACAUAACGAUACCCGAGCCUGAGCCAGAAACUAGCACAUCCACUGCUACCACACAGAGUCUAUUGGAGUCUGUCAAUGCUGCACGUAUCUAUGGGCUCGUCUACGACGACAUCUACAGCCCGAGAGCCCUAGCACAACCGGCGGGGACACGAACCGCGCGUGUUCAUGCAUUGGCUGCUGAAUGGGAGGAGAUCUCGACAAGUAAAGCUGAACAUUUGACGAAAUUGGCAAGAUGCUUUGAAGGGCUUCAUGAAUCUGCAAUGAUCGAGUUCACCAGGCACGCCAACAAGGCCAGCGACUAUGUAAUGCUCGCGGCAAUACACAGGGGUACACCUGGUCGGACGCGUGCCUCGAUAUCUGCCGAAUGCACCUCCGCCGCCCGAAUCGCACUGCAGGGGCAUAUAGAAUGCAUCACUCUACUCCUCAACAACGAGCUGCACUCUGUUCUGCUUGAAAUGUGGGUCAAUGGAGCCCUCUUGCUUCUCCCAUUUCUUUCAGUCAAUAUUGUCUUUUGCAAUGUCGUCGAAACGGCCAAUCUAGAUGACUUGAAUAGCCUGAAGGCUCUCGUCCAGGUCAUGGAGCGUCUCUCUGAAAAGCCCCACUAUGCGAGCUGCGGCAAACAGCUGCGGAUCUUCCGAGCCCUGUACAAUGUGGCAGCGAGAUAUGUCGAGGUUAAAGGGGAAGCAUAUUUUGCUGCUCGAUCGGGCAGCGCCGGCCCAGAUGUUGGUGAAGGCUCCAACAACAUCGGAGGUCUCGGCGAUGGCCUUGAGCUCAUGCCUGUGCCCCAGGUCCUCGAAAGUCAGGCCUGGGCAGGUCUUGGAGGGAUGGAACUCGAUCCCUUCGGCACACAAUUUAGCAGCUGGUUCGAGGAAUCGAAUGAUGUGAUGGACUUCCUCGGGGGAACUUGAAAGGCAGCGUGCCACUUACGGCUCGCGAGCUGCUUAUUACACACGGGUGAGAAUCUCGCUGAGCCCAAGGAAAUAUCUUGCCACGUCAUCUAUGUCCCUAGCGCUUCAUAGCAACAUUCUUCCUUGAGCAAUGACGGCGUUUGGAAGAUGCCAUCACCACCGGUGCUCAAACGAUACGACGCAAAGAUCAUCAAUUCAAUUUCGGAAAGGCACAUAGGAGCCUCCGGACUCAGAAUCGUUUUUUGCUUUUAAACUGGUCACGAGAGAAUGAUGCGCUGCAAGAUUCGUUUCGUGGCUCCGCUCUAGGAAUCCCUACGUAGUAUUGUAAAGUCCAUCUCGCUUAAUAACCAAAGGUUAC
Molecule: messenger RNA, 2727 nt
Organism: Ilyonectria robusta
Lineage: Eukaryota; Fungi; Ascomycota; Sordariomycetes; Hypocreales; Nectriaceae
Product: fungal-specific transcription factor domain-containing protein
Exons: 7
Coding region: 231-2369 (712 amino acids)
Biological process (GO): regulation of DNA-templated transcription; DNA-templated transcription
Molecular function (GO): DNA binding; zinc ion binding; DNA-binding transcription factor activity, RNA polymerase II-specific
Source: RefSeq, a predicted model, not a curated record